CUGAAAGAGUAGAGUUGAAGUACAGUCUGUGCUCAGAGAGACGAAGAAGGACACUCUGUAUAGGUUGUGGGACAGAGUCGGAGAAGACCAUUCUGUAUAGUAGGUUGAGUGAGCAUCUGUACUGCUGUAAUUGUAAACCUGAUAGAUAUAAUGAGUGUCUCGACAAGCAACCAGUGAAGAUCUGAAAGAGACGAGAAGUAGAGAGAAGACUUUCUGUUUCGGAGCCGGUCUGUUUGUGAGAUCAUGACGAGGGAGAGACGCAUACUCGUGGUAUAUGUUUUGAUGAACAUAAUUUCGAUGUCGUGAAGUCGACUAUAGUUCUUCGUGAAUAUAAUUUCGAUGUAAACUUGUCGACUAUAAUUGUCUUCUUGAACAAUGUAAUCAACGUGAUAGACUUAAUCUCAAACGUAAUUUUUCAUCAUCUUUGACACCUCCACUCAACAUACAGACAGAGAAAACUUCUUCGGACCUCGUUCCUCCCAACAAGAGUCAACAAGGUUGCAUUUAACGAGUUGCUUCUCACGUCAUCUCUUCAUUUCAGAAAAGAAAACCACAAACAAGAAUCUUCGAUAACGAAAACCGCAAGUAGUUGUAACUACAAUUCGAUCGCUUAAUAGAGGCUUCUAGCUAGUAGUAAAAGAGUCAGGAUUUUUUAGAUUCGCAUUAUAUUCAGGAAAAGUCUUUCAACAGUCUAGAACAACAACGUUCUUAUUCACCGUCUUCUUGUUCUUCUACAAACGACGAACUUGGUGCCUUCACUACAACGAACAAAAUGUCCUUGAAGCAGGUCGCAACUUCCGCAGCCCUGUUGGGCAAUGGUGCUUCCGCAUUCCUGCUCACUCAGCAGAGUUCUACUACUGAACCUUAUGGCCUUCUAAUAUAUAGAUAUUUCUCAAAUUAUAAAGAAAACAAGAACAACCGAUUAGUUUUCAUCUCUAAAUACUACAUUCUAUCUUUCUUUCAUGCAAAAAAGUAUCUCCAUAGUUCUCAGGGAAACUAAGAUUUAUUAAAUACAACAGAGGAGUAAACAACAAGAUGAAGAUUUUCUAAGAAAUAUAACCUCGUCCUACAUUUGUUGUUCCAAAAGUUGACCUAAAAAUAUUUCUCAUUUCAUUCUCAGUGCUGUUGUAUCAUCACAGUGCUGCUCUAAAAUUAUGAGAAGGUGGCCUGCAUUCAGUACUAUGCUGUAAUUGAGAAAGCGGCGCCAUCUGCGGGCCGGCGCAUCAAGAAGAUCAAUGAUGACAACAAGGCCAUCGAACUUCGCAACAAGAACGCGGAGCCGAACAAUAAGGAGAAGAAGAAGGACAUUCCGGAGAGCAUGAAGGAAAUGUCCAAGCUUGUGGAUAAGGAUAUGUUCUCUUAAGGCGUACAAACAUUGAGAAGUCUCAGUUGCCCGUUGCCCUUUUUGUUUUCUUUUUCUAGCUACUUAGGAGUAGGAAGGAUCCACCGAGCAGCCGGUUAGCUUUCCCUCUAGUACCCUGACGCUUAGCCCAUAAUAUUAAAACGAUAUAUAUUAUAAACAUCCUGGAGGAAGGCAUGGAAAUGUUGCCGAAUCAAUGAUCCUAGUUGUGAAGGAGGUGGAUGUAGGGGAGAGGGCAUGUUGCUAGAAGAGGGCAUGCUUUUGCCGAAUAAAUUCGAAUCAUGAACUCAGAUUUAGUAAGAUAGCUCAAUACACUUAGAGUGAGAGGGACUGUAACUGUAUGCUAGAUUUAAAAAGACGAGAGUGUAUGCUAGAUUUAGAAAGACGAGAUUGUAUGCUAGAUUUAGAAAAACGAGACUGUAUGCUAGAUUCAGAAAAAACACGUCUUCUAAUUCAAGUAUGCGAAGGAGUUUGCCCUUACGUGCCAGAAGGCUGGCAAAACGCUGAAGUCGCACAUUGGCACGGACAGGAUCCUAGAGGACACUGAGGAUUAAGGGUUGGAACUUGACCUAUCCAUCGUCUGAGUGAAAGCAUAUCGUAGACCUAGAACAUAUUAAGUAUGUAAAAAGUCCUACUUUUCACCACCUACCUACUGGAGGAACAGGAAAGUUUUGUUUUAUUUCCUUCGACUAUACAGUUGGAACUACGUCAACAAUUACCCGGCUGGUCACCGGGAGCUCCGGGUGAGCAAAAUACCGCGCAAAACGUCGGAAGAUGACCAGCGCACACCCCUCGCCGAGCGCGGGAGAGCUGCGUGGCAGCAAAGUGCGGAAAUAUCCGCCGGGCGCGACCUUGUCACAGACGUGGCCUCUUUUCCGUGCGUGCCCGUGAGUCUGUCCCUAUCGUGCGUACUCUGUCAAACAAGAGGGAGAUGCGUGCUCUUCUUCUGUCUGUCAGAUCUCGCAGUGCCGGCAUCGCAUCCUCCUCGAGGCAACAGGGGCGAGAAUGAUCUGCCGACUGCUCUAGAACUGACUCCAUCUCUCUUACAAGCACGAGGAAGCUGCGCUCCGAUCUUCUGUUCCCCCUCCCUCUGUGUCAAGCGCGCAUGGCUUGCUGCUGAAGCUCUCCCCGGCGCCGUGCCUGCGUGUCUGGUGGGAUGUGCCUGGCUUUUCCGUUCCCGCCUGCCCUGUUUGUGUGUGCCUAGGAUUGGUCGCGCCCUUGCAGGGUUUCGAGAUGUGCCACCGGCCUGGUGGCGGGUGCUUCUGUGUGUGGUUUGGCUAAACUUAUUAACUCAGACAGCGCGAGCAGCUGUGAGGCUAAGGUUUUCGGCACUGGUUUUGGGCUUCGUUCCCGCUCGACGUUGUCCUUGGUGCAUUCCCCCAGUGGCUGCCGGAUACGCACAGGGACAGGCACAGCGUGCGCAACCUGUCAUCGAGGAGAAUCCGCACCGGAUAGGCCUCGCUUGUAGGUUCGUCUUUUCUUGGUGCUGAUGCUGAGAGAGACAACGAUGGCGCAGCCUCCGUCGCUUGUUCUUAGACUUAGCCACCGCACUGACUGACCCUCGCCCGCCGGGUUUUCGCCCCACAGCACGAGCGCGGGUGGCGCCUCCUCGUUCCCCUUUCGUUGUGUUCGUUAUUUCGUGUCUGGUCCGUCGCGUCCGCGUUUGCUGGUCGGUGUUCGUUGGUUUCACCACAGACAUCAGUGAGGCAUGCAGCCUCCUUGGCUUUGUCGACGUUGCUCCGCCUCCGCGUGAGUGGGUGGCUUGGCAUUAUUGUGCCACGGGCUUGGCCCAGUGCUCGUAUGCGGGGGCUGGCGGUGGUUUUAGUUCCUCGAGGCUGGGUGUAUCGUCUUCACCCACUCCAGAUUGUCGCGCGCAGGUGUGCCUAGGGGGUGGGAGUAGCCGCAUCUGCGUCGCUGCUUUCGUUUCUUUUUGCAUUUAGAUCGCUGAUUAUCGCGCUUAGAUCAGGGACCAAGGCCCCUCGGCAGAGAAUUCGGAUUCUCAUGCCGCAGCAGCCCAGACUUGCGCGCUGUGACUGUGCACCAGGACGGCCCCCUCCCCGGGUGUGAGUGAGAGAGCUGGCUCGCUGCGGCUUGGUGUGGUUGUCCUCUAGCUAAACUGCUGAGCUUCGACUUUUGCGCGCCUUGGAGGUGCUCCAGACCUUGAGGUAGUUUGUUAGGGUUGGCCCUGUCUUUGCUGUUCUUGGUUGCGGGGUACUGUAGUGCACAGCCCGCCCCGCCCCGGGUCUCGUUCGCCGCCCCCGAUAUAAUGACAAUAACACAUCAGCAAGCAGAGUCCAAAUUAUAUGGUUCCGAAGAACAUAUCUAGGAAAUUUUUCCUUUCAAGAAGUACAUUGGUACAAGUAGAGUAGGAAAGGCAUAGAAGUAGAUCACAUGCGACGAGAGUAAGAAGGCCAAGUUGUUGCAACUGCUAAGAAAAGUACAGCAACGAACUGCAGCAUCUGGUGGGGUGGUUCGCUAGCACGUCGGCUACAGAGACGAAGGACUUGAAGGAGCCAAAGGUUACGCCGCGCGGUGGCAAACCAACCGAGCCGACACUUGGAGACCAGAAGUUCGACUACUUCAAGGCUAUUGCCAACUUGGUGGACUCUCACAGCACGUUUUCGGUGAAGAUGGGUCUCUUAAGGCUAUCCCAUGGAUGUGGACCAUGAAAGAAUAUUAACUAAUAUGCUGGAAGAUAGAUCUAGGUGAACUUUAUUGAGAAGUUUUCGGAGGUUGUAUAUUAUACAACAAGACUAUCAAGUAGUGCAUAGUACCGUGGUCUGAACAAUUUUACUAUCACAAGUAAUGUUAUUGUUAAUGAUCAUCAUCAUCAUCAUCAUCCUGAAUGUAUGAAGAUAGGGAUAAUUCUUGUGGUUCGUUUCCAACUAUAUCUUCAUCUAUCCACGACUUCUAAGAGAACGCGCCUUGGAACGUCGAUUCCCUGAUAACAGUAUCAGCUGGAAAGAUUCCGUCGACGCUAUGCAUAAGAGCUUCGUCGCAAAUUGCUGCGCCGAACCAACGGAGGAUGAUCCUGCCGAGCAGAUGAACAAAUUGAACAUGGGCGCAGUCGAACGCGGCCAAGCCGAGGAAGACGCGGCAACAGCGGCCGGCAAGGCACAAAAGGAAGAGGAGAAGGCUGCAGCAGAGAAAGCGGCUGCGCAGGCAGAAGAAGAGAAAGUUAAGGCUUCCCCCAAUGAUCCAUCUCUAAUUCUAUAGGCAUGAUCCCUCAACCAUAGCUAUGCACUUGUUGCACCCGAAGCAAUACAAGUAGGGCGAAAUAUACAUUAUAGUGUCGCAUAUUUAUUGUUGAGGGAUUUCCACAGGGAUGAAUUCUCGGGGAGAGCUCUAAGAAAGCAGCGGCCGAGAAGAAGGCGAAGGAGGAGGCCGAGGGGUGCUGCCGCUAA
Molecule: messenger RNA, 4764 nt
Organism: Amoebophrya sp. A25
Lineage: Eukaryota; Dinophyceae; Syndiniales; Amoebophryaceae
Source: the annotation of a GenBank genome assembly